This is a messenger RNA of Epinephelus fuscoguttatus (brown-marbled grouper), 1176 nucleotides long. Its product is annotated as thymosin beta-12. NCBI's taxonomy places the organism in Eukaryota, Metazoa, Chordata, Actinopteri, Perciformes, Serranidae. The record is from RefSeq and is a predicted model, not a curated record. Gene Ontology annotation, molecular function: actin monomer binding. Gene Ontology annotation, biological process: regulation of cell migration; actin filament organization. Bases 162 to 290 code for a protein of 42 amino acids. Gene Ontology annotation, cellular component: cytoplasm. The transcript is spliced from 3 exons.
UCACCAGCAGGGGGAUACGGAGGAUGGGAGCUGAUGAUGUCAGAUGUCAUUAGCAUAUUUCUGACUAUAUCUAAUGCUUGCGCAAAGACGCGCCACUACUGCUGCAACGCACUGACCAGAGAUCAUCCAGCCAACGGACACCACUUCGACUAUCUGCAAAAAUGAGUGACAAGCCUGACGUGUCAGAGGUGACCAGCUUCGACAAGACCAAGCUAAAGAAGACGGAGACGCAGGAGAAGAAUCCCCUGCCUACAAAAGAAAUGAUCGAACAGGAGAAAGCCUCGUCGUGAAGCCCCUUCCUCCCGUCAUGCACUGUACACCCCCUCCUCCUCCCGCAUUGCCUUGUUUUCAGUCACUUCUUUUAGCUGUAUAACUUUGUAACCGAAAUUAUGGAACGACAACGAUAACCAAGCUGCACAGCCCGUGGACGGGUGAUGCUUUCGCCAGGGCGGUCGGCCACGUCCCCUCGACAAACCCCGCCUCGACCACCUUCAUGCUCGUCUAUGUGAGGAGGAUUUGUCUGAGGCGGAGGAGGGGAGCUGCAGAAGGUGCACGUCUCUUCUUCACCUUAACAUCGACGUGCGGCAGAUAAGAGAGGCCUAAGGGACGGGGCGUGGCCUGCGUCCCAGGAAGCUCAUCAGCGUCUCACACAUCACCACCGACACCCAACUUCCUGUGUGGCUGCUUUUGCGCCCCAGCUGUGGCGUCAAGCUUUUUUUUUUGUUUUUUGUUGUUUCUUCGUCUUCUAAUUUUCGGAAAUGCACAACUUUGUUUGUACGCUGGCCAAAAUGUAAAUGCCCCAAAAAUUGAUACUGUUGUCUGUCACAACGUUUUUUUUUUCUUUUUGUAUGUACACGAGGAUUAAAAAAAAAAGUGUAACGGAUUCCAUCUAGAUCUGGGAGAUGCUCAAACUUACGGACCUUAUUUACGGUUAAAUUUGACCACCCUUUUGCCGGAGUGAUUUGGGAUAGUUUUUGUGUUGCAAUCUGUUUCUGAAUUGUGUCAAAUGAGGAAAAGGAAAACAAAAAAAAUACACCGGCAAUUGAUUCCAUUAGUUUGCUUUCGACAGAUGAAAAUUUUUUGGAGUUCCAGCAGUCAUGUUACUCUGCCACAAACCAUUACCAGAAAUGGAAAACCGUGAAGUGUUGUAAUAAAAAAGAAUUUGUUACUAAAGAA